CAAACUCCAGAACUGAGGUUUUGGUCUACUGCCAAAACUUUAAUCGUAUGAAGAGUGCAACAAAGAUUAAUAAAAUUCACAAACGAAUUUUGAGUUGCUCUUUUUCAAUCAUUUUGGGCACGGAAACUAGUUGGGAUGAAUCAGUCAGAAAUGAGGAAAUCUUUGGAAGCAUUUACAAUGUUUUUAGAGAUGACCGUGAUUAUCGCAUUUCAGAGAAAAAAUCAGGUGGUGGUGUUUUAAUUGCAGUCUCUGCAAAUUUAAAUGCUGAAAUCAUCCCAACCACAAAAUACAAAGAGUUUGAGCAUGUGUGGGUUAAAGUCUACAUUGCUGACGAAACGCAUAUUUUUGUUUCCGUUUAUUUUCCUCCGGAUAAUGCCAGGACAUCAACAUAUGAAAAGUUUUUCAAUACUGCAGAAAAUAUUAUCAGUGGCUUACCCCCGGAAGUAAAAGUACAUAUUUAUGGCGAUUUUAAUCAGCGUGACAUUGACUUUAUUGCAGAUAUUGACAAUGAGAGCAUUUUGCUCCCAAUUGUUGGUGAAAACGAAACGCUUCAGUUCAUUUGUGAUAAAUCAGCAAGCCUUGGGCUUAAUCAUAUUAAUCAUGUGAGAAAUCAGCAAGAUUGUUUUUUAGAUUUAUUAAUGACAAAUAUUGAUGAAGAUUUUUGUGUGGCAGAAUCACUGACCCCAUUAUGGAAAAAUGAAGUUUUUCACACAGCUCUUGAGUUUUCUAUAUUCGUAUAUGCCAACAACAGACCUGAUGAUUGUGAAUUUGAAGAAGUUUUUGACUAUCGUUCUGCUAACUAUGAAAGUUUGAGGAAAAAACUUAGUGAUAUUGAUUGGCAAACACUAUUGAGAAAUGAAGACAAUAUCGAUGUUGCAGUUGACAUAUUCUACGAGAAAAUGUUUGAGAUAAUACAGACUGAAGUACCAUUAAAAAAGAAAAGACGUCAUGGCAACUCAAAACAUCCUGUAUGGUUCAAUAAAGAAAUAAAAAAUUUAAAAAAUCGUGACAACGCAGAAAAAAUCUGCAAACUUUUUGCAACUUUUUUCCAAGAAGUUUAUACCACUUUUUCGGAAGAAGAUCGAGAGCGUGAAUACUUUUCAUUCAUUCCAGAAUAUUCAAGAGACAUUCGCGUUGAUCAAGUUAAAGUACAUGAAGUUACAGACGCUCUCAACAAUUUAGAUGCCUCUAAAGGACCUGGACCUGACGGGAUCCCACCUUUAUUUUUGAAGUCUUUGUCAAUGGAAUUGACGGCGCCAUUAUUUUGGCUUUUCAAUACUUCACUUAAAACAGGUAAUUUUCCAUCAACAUGGAAAAAGUCUUUCUUAAUACCCAUAUUCAAAAGCGGCAAGAAAUCUGACGUGCGUAACUACCGAGGUAUCGCUAUUAUUUCAUGCAUUCCCAAAUUGUUCGAAGCAAUAAUUAAUGGAAAUUUAUUUCAGCAAAUCAAAAACAGGAUAACUCAUAAUCAACAUGGCUUCUUCAAAGGGCGUUCUACCAGUACAAAUCUGGUGGAAUUCAUUAACUACUCAUUGAAUGCCAUGGAUAAUGGGAACUACGUAGAGGCUAUCUAUACAGAUUUCAGUAAAGCUUUUGACCGUAUCGAUAUACCCAUGCUACUCUUUAAAUUGGAAAAAAUAGGGUUCGAACCAGGUCUUCUUAAAUGGGUUGAAUCAUACCUCACGAAUCGUCAACAAAUAGUUAAAUUCAAAAGUGCUAAAUCAAGUCCAAUACAUGUAACUUCAGGAGUUCCUCAAGGAUCUCAUUUAGGCCCACUUUUGUUUAUCUUGUUUUUUUUUUUUUUUUUUUUUAUCUAGUUCAUUUAUUUGGGGCUCAAUCGCGUAUAACGCUUUACGGAGCCGAGGAUCUUUCUUUGUACUUAAUAGUAUACAUUAUACAGAGUAAUAACUUUUUAAUGAUAUCUGUUAGUAAUGGGUGGAAGCCAGGGUACUCGUGGCAGCUCGAGGUUAGAAGGUCACAUUUUGAGGGAUGGACAGGGUAAGGAUUGGGUCAAAGGUUUCACUGCUGCUCAUCCGGUGGUGAAU
This is a messenger RNA of Aedes albopictus (Asian tiger mosquito), 2045 nucleotides long. RefSeq lists its product as uncharacterized. The coding region runs from base 48 to 1817 and encodes 589 amino acids. NCBI's taxonomy places the organism in Eukaryota, Metazoa, Arthropoda, Insecta, Diptera, Culicidae. The record is from RefSeq and is a predicted model, not a curated record. The transcript is spliced from 2 exons.